This is a messenger RNA of Emys orbicularis (European pond turtle), 1386 nucleotides long. RefSeq names its product G protein-coupled receptor 39 (gene GPR39). The record is from RefSeq and is a predicted model, not a curated record. Bases 1 to 1386 code for a protein of 461 amino acids. Gene Ontology annotation, molecular function: G protein-coupled receptor activity. The transcript has 2 exons. NCBI's taxonomy places the organism in Eukaryota, Metazoa, Chordata, Testudines, Emydidae. Gene Ontology annotation, cellular component: membrane. Gene Ontology annotation, biological process: G protein-coupled receptor signaling pathway.
AUGGCUCAGCAAAGUGGCCAGGCAAAUUGCUCUCAUGUGAUUGAUGACAGUCAUGUCCCAGAGUUCGAGAUUGCGCUGUGGAUCAAGAUCACUCUUGCCUUCACCUACAUCUUUAUCUUUGUCGCGGGGAUCCUGGGCAACAGUAUCACCAUCCAGACCACCAAAGUGCUGCAGAGGAAGGGCUAUCUGCUGAAAGAGGUCACUGACCAUAUGGUGAGCUUGGCCUGUUCCGACUUGCUGGUCAUCCUGCUGGGGAUGCCUGUGGAGUUCUUCAGCAUUAUCUGGAGUCCCUUCUCCACCCCAAACGGCAAUGUGGCCUGCAAGCUGUACUGCUUCCUCUUUGAGGCCUGCAGCUAUGCCACCAUACUGCACGUGGCCACCCUCAGCUUCGAGAGGUACGUUGCCAUCUGCCACCCUUUCAAGUUCAAGGCUGCCUCUGGACCCCAUAAGGCCAAGAUACUCAUUGCCUUUGUCUGGGUCAUCUCCAUCCUGGUGGCCCUGCCCCUUCUCUUUGCAAUGGGCACUGAAUACCCCCUAGAAGUUGUCCAGGGUCACCGAAGGGUGACUGCCUGUAAUACGCCUACCUCCAGAGACAACUGGCCUAACCUGAUGAGGAAUGUCACUAUAUGUACAAAUCUUUCUUCCAAGUGGACUGUCUUCCAGUCCAGCAUCUUCAGCGCCUUCAUUGUGUACAUUGUGGUGCUGAUAUCGGUGGCCUUCAUGUGCCGCAGCAUGAUGAAAACUCUGAUGAUCCUCAAGGAUGGGACUGUGAUGGUUCAGGGGGUACAAAGUCACCAGGAGCAGUAUCUAAGGAAAAAUGAAAGCAUCGAGGGCAAGAACUCCAGGAAACAGACCAUCCUCUUCCUAGGACUGAUUGUUGCCACUCUGGCAAUAUGUUGGAUGCCAAAUCAGAUUCGAAGGAUCAUGGCUGCUGCUAAACCUAAGCAGGACUGGACUGUGCCCUACUUCAGAGCAUAUAUCACCCUUCUUCCCAUUGCAGACACCUUCUUUUACUUCAGUUCUGUGGUAAACCCACUUCUGUACAACAUCUCUUCUCAGCAGUUCCGAACCGUAUUUCUACAGGUCCUCCGUUGCCAUCUGACGAUAGAACAUGCCAACAAACAGAAGCUUCUGAGAGCCAAUUUAAAUUCUCGAACCAGCAGUAGCCGUUUUAUGCGUCCAUUGAUCUUCAUUUCAACUAAGCGCAAUUCUUCUAGAAAGAGCCCUGUUUUCUUAAGUACUUUUCAGAAUGAGACCAAACCUGACUGCAGUCCACAGAAAUUGAAUCUUGAAUCACCGGAGAGCAACUUGGAAAUAAUGCCACUAGAGACUAAUUUAGAGUCCAGUCCAGCUGCACAGAAUGGCCUUCAUGAACACGAAAUGUGA